Molecule: messenger RNA, 1326 nt
Organism: Lathyrus oleraceus (garden pea)
Lineage: Eukaryota; Viridiplantae; Streptophyta; Magnoliopsida; Fabales; Fabaceae
Exons: 2
Coding region: 1-1326 (441 amino acids)
Molecular function (GO): protein dimerization activity
Source: RefSeq, a predicted model, not a curated record
AUGUCUUUGAUAAUAAGAUAUGUGGAUAUUUAUUCAGCUUCUGUUAGUAUUGAGGAAUCAUUUUUAGGAUUUUUGAAUGUGAAUGAUACAAGUGGUCAGGGGCUUUUUGAUGUUUUACAAAAUGAAUUGAAAGAACUUGGUCUCGACCUAUUUGACGUGAGAGGACAAGGUUAUAAUAAUGGGUCCAAUAUGAAAGGAAAACACCAAGGUGUGCAAAAGAGAUUUUUAGACAUAAAUCCGAGAGUCUUUUAUACUCCUUGUGGUUGUCAUAGUCUUGAUUUGGCAUUGUGUGAUAUGGCUAACUCUUGUAUUAAAGCUAGGAUUUUUUUUGGAGUUGUUCAACGCAUUUAUACAAUUUUUGCCAAUUCUACUAAGAGAUGGCAAAAUUUGAAAGAUAAUGUAAAAGGGUUGACUCCAAAAUCAUUGUCAUCCACUCGUUGGGAGAGUCGUGUAGAAAGUGUCAAAGCUAUAAGAACUCAAAUGUUAGAAUUUACAGAAGCUUUGCUUGAAGUGUCAGAAAAUGAUCUUGAUCAUAAAAUACAAAAUGAAGCUAAAUCCUUAGCAACAAAUGAGCUUGGUGAUUUUGAGUUUUUGAUGGCUAUAAUUAUUUGGUUUGAAAUAUUAUCUGCAAUUAAUUCUGUUAGCAAGCUUUUACAGGAAAAGGAUAUGCUUAUUGAUGUUGCUAUGCAAAAAAUUAAGGGGUUGAUUUCGUAUUUUGAGGGAUAUAGAGAAACAGGUUUUUAUAAGGUAUUGAUUAACGCUAAGGAAAUUGCGGUGGAAUUGAAUAUUGCCCCAAUAUUUCCUCAAAGGCGUAUAAUUAAAAGAAAGGGGCAAUUUGAUGAGAAUUUGAAUAUCCAAUCAGUCGAGCUAUCAGAAGAAGAAUCAUUCAGGUUACAAUCAUUAGAUGAUGCAACUUUGAAGUCUUGUUGUACUAACUUUGAGCAGACAUUGAAACAUAAUGAGCAAUCUGAUAUUGAUGUGAAUGAAUUUUUUGCAGAGUUGAAGUUACUAAGAGAAAUGUUGCCUGAAGAAAUCAUAAGACCUACUGAUAUAUUAUUAUUUUUAAAAGGCUUGGAUUGUUUUCCUAAUACAGUUAUUGCAUAUAGAAUCUUAUUGACUAUUCCUGUGACAGUUGCUUCUGCAGAAAGAAGUUUUUCAAAAUUGAAGUUGUUAAAGACUUACUUGUGGUCUACCGUGUCACAAGAAAGGCUUAAUGGAUUGACAUUAAUAGCUAUUGAAAAUGAUAUUUUGGAGACAAUAAAAUAUAAAGACUUAGUUGACGAUUUUACUUCAAAAAGUGUUCGUAGGAAGGCUCUUUUUAUGUAG